Mytilus trossulus (common blue mussel) is the source of this 483-nucleotide messenger RNA. RefSeq lists its product as uncharacterized. NCBI's taxonomy places the organism in Eukaryota, Metazoa, Mollusca, Bivalvia, Mytilida, Mytilidae. The coding region runs from base 1 to 483 and encodes 160 amino acids. The record is from RefSeq and is a predicted model, not a curated record. The transcript has a single exon.
AUGGACCAGACUCGGUCACGACCAGCAGAAUGGAUGGACCAGACUCGGUCACGACCAGCAGAAUGGAUGGACCAGACUCGGUCACGACAAGCAGAAUGGCUGGACCAGACUCGGUCACGACAAGCAGAAUGGAUGGACCAGACUCGGUCACGACAAGCAGAAUGGCUGGACCAGACUCGGUCACGACAAGCAGAAUGGAUGGACCAGACUCGGUCACGACAAGCAGAAUGGAUGGACCAGACUCGGUCACGACAAGCAGAAUGGAUGGACCAGACUCGGUCACGACAAGCAGAAUGGCUGGACCAGACUCGGUCACGACAAGCAGAAUGGCUGGACCAGACUCGGUCACGACAAGCAGAAUGGCUGGACCAGACUCGGUCACGACAAGCAGAAUGGCUGGACCAGACUCGGUCACGACAAGCAGAAUGGCUGGACCAGACUCGGUCACGACAAGCAGAAUGGCUGGACCAAGUCUAUAUUUAG